Messenger RNA from Zychaea mexicana, 743 nucleotides. RefSeq names its product ubiquinol-cytochrome-c reductase complex subunit-domain-containing protein. Gene Ontology annotation, biological process: mitochondrial electron transport, ubiquinol to cytochrome c. The transcript has 2 exons. The record is from RefSeq and is a predicted model, not a curated record. NCBI's taxonomy places the organism in Eukaryota, Fungi, Mucoromycota, Mucoromycetes, Mucorales, Lichtheimiaceae. Bases 442 to 657 code for a protein of 71 amino acids.
CCUACGAUUCUCCUCCUUCUUCAUUAGUAUAUUUAUAAACUGACAGUGACAGCCUGGCUACUGUAACAUGAUAUAUUUGAUAAUAAAUUGUUGAAGAAACAUGCGCUCACACGCACAAAAAGAAUGCCCUGAUCAGGUUAAUCAUACGCGAGGGAGAUAUGGAAUCUGUUUUCAAGGCUAAGAAGGGUAUUUUGAAAGACAUUUAUAUAAGGAGAAGACAGAGGGAAGGGGCGAGGAAAAACAUAGCAUUCCCAGGUUAAAAUCCAUCCAUCCUCACGGGCUCGCGCCAGUCUAUUGUCGAUCAGCUUACCCUCUUGCUCCGACGUCACAGUCAUGACAGAACGCCGGGCCGGGGGGAGAGCAAAAAAAAUAAUCUCAAUAAAGCAAUAGCGCUCUUUUCCUCUUUCCACCGAUCGGCCCAUACCUACAUUACUUUUCACAAUGCUUAGCAAGAUUGUCACUAACCCCCACUUUGGAAUGAUCAGCCCCGAGAAGCUGAUUCGCGUUGCUCCUAGCCUUGCCGUCUGGGGUGCUGCUGCUGGCUCUGCCGUUGCCCUUUUGGGUUCGGAUGUGCCAUUGGUCAAGAAGGAUAUCCUUAGCCGUAUCCCCAUUGCUGGUGCUUACUGGGCAGUCCCUGAGGCCGACGAGGAAGAAUAAACAUAGUUUCACAGAACGCACACUCUUUUUCCGGCAUGGAUCUAUCAUCAAUACAUUUUCCACAUAUAUGCGCUCCAACACAACCU